AGACCUAUCCACUCCCCCGUGCCGCAACCCGGCUAACUUCCCAGCCACUGCUUGCGGCCCCUCCAGCUCGGGAAAAAACCACCGACGAGCCACCGCCACGCGACGCCCCCUCCCUCUCCAUCCCUCCGCCGACCGGCCUGCCGCGCGAGGCCGGGCCUGGGACACGGAGCACCCCGCCCGUACCCAUGCCGUAACUGCCAACCCAGCCGCAGCCGCAUCGCCGCGCACACAUGCACUUCCCCUCGCCGCGCGCGCACGCCAUGGCCGCGCCGGCCGUCGCCCGCCCUCGCCUCGUCCCCGUGGCCCAUCCCGCCUCAACCUCUUGCCUGCUGGUCCUCCGGGGCCGAGGGCGCGGGCACGGCCGCGCUGUUGCAGCGGUGAGGGCGCGCGAGCAAGGCGCGGCGCCGCCCGACCCCGCGGCCUUCCUGCGGCGGCCGGAAGUAGUGACUGUGACGUCGACGGAGGAGGAGAGGGAGACCGAUGCGGAAUCCUCGUUUGAUGGCCCGGGGGAGGACGAGGCGCCCGGAGAGGAGGAAGGGGUCCAGGGGAGGAGGAAGGCGACGGAGAGGGAGUGGGUGGACUGGGAGGAUCUUAUCCUCGAGGACACCGUGCCGCUCGUCGGCUUCGUACGGAUGAUCCUCCACUCCGGCAAGUAUGAAAGUGGUGAUCGGCUGAGUCCUGAACAUGAGAAGGCAAUUCUGGAACGUUUGCUUCCAUAUCAUCCAGAAUAUGAUAAGAAAAUUGGAUGUGGUAUUGACUACAUCACGGUAGGAUUACAUCCAGAAUUCGAAAACUCAAGGUGUUUAUUCAUAGUUAGGAAGGAUGGUGAGCAAGUUGAUUUUUCAUUCUGGAAGUGCGUCAAAGGUCUCAUCCGACAAAAGUACCCCAUGUAUGCGGACAGUUUCAUUCUCAGGCAUUUCCGCAGGAGACAAGAUUACUGAAGUAGUUGCUCGUAUGGUUGUUUCAGUGUAACAUUUCUAUGAUAUUGAUUUUGUCCAGGCCUUUAAUAUCAUAUAGUAUGCGAUUUUUGCAGUUGUUCAAA
Molecule: messenger RNA, 1042 nt
Organism: Sorghum bicolor (sorghum)
Lineage: Eukaryota; Viridiplantae; Streptophyta; Magnoliopsida; Poales; Poaceae
Product: protein DCL, chloroplastic
Exons: 3
Coding region: 231-941 (236 amino acids)
Biological process (GO): chloroplast rRNA processing; chloroplast organization
Cellular component (GO): chloroplast
Source: RefSeq, a predicted model, not a curated record